This is a messenger RNA of Triplophysa rosa, 1240 nucleotides long. RefSeq names its product olfactory receptor 2AG2-like. NCBI's taxonomy places the organism in Eukaryota, Metazoa, Chordata, Actinopteri, Cypriniformes, Nemacheilidae. The record is from RefSeq and is a predicted model, not a curated record. The transcript has 3 exons. Gene Ontology annotation, cellular component: membrane. Bases 150 to 1142 code for a protein of 330 amino acids. Gene Ontology annotation, molecular function: olfactory receptor activity; G protein-coupled receptor activity. Gene Ontology annotation, biological process: G protein-coupled receptor signaling pathway.
GUGAAUACAGGACUCAAACUUAGGCUGCAAGUCUUUGACCAAAGGCAAAACAACAAGACUGAGAUGAAUUCUUCCUGAGGUAUCUGGGAGCCCGUCCAAUAAAAGCAAAGCAAGCUGCUAAUAAGCUGGACCGCAAGAACAGGAAAACAAUGCAGAGCGCCGGGAACGAGCUUCCUAACAAUACCCGUAUUCAUCCUCCAGGCUUUUAUAUCAUAGGACUGAACUCUAUGCCGUACACCAACAUCUAUGUCAUUUUUCUUACUGUACUUUACGUGUUUACAAUUAUGUGCAACGUUUUUCUCAUCAGCAUCAUUUUCUAUGAACGUCGUCUACAUGUCCCAAAGUUCAUGGCCGUUGGGAACCUGGCUGUGGUUGAUCUUGUGCUCAGCAGUUCUCUUGUGCCCAGCAUGAUAAAGGCGUAUCUUUUCCUGGACAAUUUUGUACCAUUCAAAUGGUGCCUUUUGCAAAUGUACACUUACUAUGCUUUUUUAUCACUCGAAUCCAUGUCGCUAUGUGUUUUGGCUUAUGACAGGAUGAUCGCAAUUUGUUUCCCUUUGAGACAGGAGACAUUGAACACCAACACCAAAAUGGCUUAUAUUAUAGGUGGGAUUUGGUGUUUUGCCAUUGUUGUUGUUAUUUAUGGCCCUACAUCCAUUACAUACUUAUCAUUUUGCGGCUCGGUUAAGGUCAACAGCUAUUUUUGUGAUUAUGCUCCUGUUUUCAGGCUUGCAUGCAGUGAUAAUUCCCAGCAAUGGAUUUUUGCCACCAGUUUAUCCAUACUCCUUGUGUUUCUACCUUUCAGUUUUAUUUUCUUGACAUAUACGUGUAUACUGAUCUGUGUAUUCAGAAUGAAAAGCAUUCAGAACAGAUAUAAAGCAUUGGCUACAUGCUCAGAGCACCUUAUAUUGGUGGCGCUGUUUUUCAUCCCCGUUUCGAUUGUUUUUAAUCUUGGGUUUUUUGGAAUUGUUAUAAAUCCUAAUGUAAGGGCGGUGGUCCUCUCCAUCACUUCUUGUCUUACACCCUGUGUGAAUCCCAUUCUCUACUCUCUGAAAACUAAAGAGAUUAGAAUCAGAUCUUAUUUUUUGUUUAUUCAGAGACUGUCUGUCCAUCCACUACCAAAAAUGAAUAUUAAUGUGCAUUAAUGUAAAGUUAUUUAUGAAAUUAUUUCUAAUGUUAUUUGGGGCAAUGUUUAAUUUUGGUUGGCAUACAGUACAUGUACAUUGUUUUUAAUAAAGUCUUA